Messenger RNA from Arachis ipaensis, 2882 nucleotides. The record is from RefSeq and is a predicted model, not a curated record. Lineage: Eukaryota; Viridiplantae; Streptophyta; Magnoliopsida; Fabales; Fabaceae.
UCGGACCGUCCGAUUUCUUUGCAGUAGAAAGGAGAACACAAAUCGAACGGUCCAAUUUGUGUGUGAAAAAAAUUUUGAAUAUGGUAAUCGGACGGUCCGAUUUCAUGCAUGCUAAAAUUUUUAAUUCGUAUGUUACUAAAAUCAGACGGUCCGAUUUCAUGCACGCUAUAAUUUUGAAUUCGUAUAUGACUAAAAUCGGACGGUUUGAUUUUAGUUCUUUAUAAAAUUUAACUCGGUUGAAAUGCGGUCGGACUAUCCGAUUUUUGGUUUUAUAUAUACCCAACAUUAGCUGAAGUCUUCAUUUCUUCUUCGUCUCUCAAUUCUCUCUUCUGAAAUUCCUUUGGUUCUUUCUUCUUCAUUGUUUCGACAACAACUUCUUCUUCAUUGUUUCAACAGGAACUUUACCAAGAUUGAGAGUGUUUAAUGUGAAUAUAUCAUAAUGGAUGAUAGAGUGAUGUUAAAAGUUUCUUAUCAUGGUCAGAUUUUGUUACAAACAGCUGAAGAAGUGAAGUUUGUGUGUGAAAGUCCAUUAGAUAUCGUUAUUCCAUUCACAUUGUCGUUUGAAGAACUAAAAGGUGUAAUUUGUGAGAAAAUGGAUUCUCAAAUAUCUGAGAGUGUCGUGCAUUUUGUACAGGUACUCUAUAUUUGUAUUUGGUGGGUUCAUUCAGUUUCAAAUCAAAUAUGUAACCAAUGAAGCGAGCAUGCAAGAUAUGUUUUCAGUGUACAUGGAGACUCGCUCACAGAUAUCGUUCAUCGAGUUGUAUAUUGAGUUCGAACAAUCUGAAGUAGACCGAAAUAUUGAGUUGGAAGAUUAUAAUAGUAAUAGCGAGGAGGAGUUCGAAAGUAACUAUGAGGUUGUUGAUCCGGGUGGAGAUGAAGAUCAGGCUGACGGCACCAUGCAGGUAGUGUGGCAGAGGUGGCAAUAUACUAGUAAAUCAGCAUCCGUUUGUGGAGCCUACUUUCAUGCGCUCGCUGGAUUUGGAGGCCAUGCAUGCACCGAAAUUUCCUCAGUAUUUGAAUGCAGCAGAGCUUCCUGUUGUAGCGGAUGGUAAAUUCAUCGUGGGAAUGGAAUUCACUUCUAGGGAGGCAGUGAUUAAGGCGAUGAAAGAUUAUACAAUUCAUCGAGGCAUAGAGUAUCGGGUGUACGAGUCAGAACCAACAACAUUCUAUGCUAAAUAUACACAAUACGGUGCUGGUUGUGACUGGCUGAUCAGGGUUAGUAAAAUAUGCAAGCAGUACUGCUGGGAAAUAAGGAGCUACAAUGGUAGUCACAUGUGUACUAGAGCAACCAUUUCUCAAGACUAUUCGAGAUUGGGUUCCAACACAAUUGCAGAAGCAAUUAAGCCCUUGGUAGAAGUUGACCCAUCUAUAAAGGUGAAAUGAGUCAUUGCGGAAGUAUAGUCAAAGUUUAACUAUACCGUAAGUUAUCACAAAGUAUGGUUAGCAAAGCAGAAGGUAGUGGAGUCAAUUUUUGGCGGUUGAGAAGCUUUGUAUGAAGCUUUGCCCAUAUGGUUUGAGGCCAUGUGUCACAAAGAGCCAUCAGCGGUCGUUCACUUUAAAACAAUGCCUGCGUACAAGGGUGAUGACUUGGUUCCUGACAUUCGUAUUUUACAUUGAGUCUUCUGGAGUUAUUACCCUUGUAUUAGAGCAUUCAGACAUUGCAAGCCAAUAGUGUAGGUAGACGAAACUCAUUUGUAUAGAAAGUAUAAGGGUUGUUUGUUAGUUGCAGUUUCUCAGGAUGGUAACAACAAUAUCGUGCCUAUUGCAUUUGCGAUAGUGGAGGGAGAGACAUCUGAGGCGUGGCACUUUUUUCUCAGUAACUUACAACAGCAUGUGGUGACACGUGACGGUGUGGGCCUUAUCUCCGAUCGACAUGAGUCCAUCAACUCAGCUAUUGCUCGGAGUAACGGAGCCUGGUCUCCUCCUAGAGCUUUCCACAUGUUUUCUAUCAUGCAUAUAGAGUCGAACUUCUUAAGGAAGUUCAAGGAUCCGUACUUACAAAAGCUUAUCGUCAACAUAGGUAAAUUUGAAUACAACAAAAUUUGUUAUUGUCUCAGAUUCUAUUAUAAUGCAUGAUUUUAUAAGGAGGCCUUUUGUGUAUUAUAGGAUAUUCGAGAACGGUUCGCGAGUAUGAGAUACAUUAUCAGCAAUUACGCGAAUGCGGUGAGGCUUACACUAACUAGCUAGACUGGAUCCCACGUGAACAAUAUGCUUUGGCGUUUGAUGGUGGUUACCGAUGGGGUCAUAUGACCACCAAUCUAGUGGAGUGCAUCAAUUCGGUCUUGAAAGGAGCACAUAAUCUCCCAGUCACUGCACUUGUUAAGGCAACAUUUUACAGGCUUAAUGAGUUAUUCACUAGGAAAAGAGCUGAGGCUGAGGCUCGUUUUAAUGCUGGACAUGUGUUCUCUGAGCUUGUGACUUAUAAAUUGCAUGCGAAUCAGCGGGCAUCGGGAAACAUCCAGGUUAGUUACUUUGAUUGACAGAAUGAGGUAUUUGAGGUACGUGAGAUGCCGAGUGGAGUGGAGUAUGCAGUAGACCUACGUCGAAGAGGAUAUGACUGCCGAGAAUUCCAAGUGGAUCGUAUUUCGUGUCGACAUGUAUUUGCUUGUUGUGCAAAUCAGCGGCUUGAUUAGCAAGUGUAUGUUCAUGACGUAUACAAGAUGGACCAAGUUCGAAGAGUAUACAGAGCUAGGUUUAGGCCACUAGGAAAUCCGACAACGUGGCCUGUUGAUAAACCACUAUUUUACAGUUUAUUUUGUAUUGAAUUGAGUGGAUUUUAUCAACUACUCUCAUACUUAUCCAUAUUAAUUACAUGUUUUUAAGUUUCCUUCCUAAUUAUGUGCUAUGAUUGAAAACAUGCUUCUUUGGCCUUAAAUUUGCUA